Molecule: messenger RNA, 2500 nt
Organism: Panicum virgatum (switchgrass)
Lineage: Eukaryota; Viridiplantae; Streptophyta; Magnoliopsida; Poales; Poaceae
Product: two-component response regulator-like PRR1
Exons: 6
Coding region: 516-2084 (522 amino acids)
Biological process (GO): cytokinin-activated signaling pathway; phosphorelay signal transduction system
Molecular function (GO): protein binding
Source: RefSeq, a predicted model, not a curated record
GGCGGCGCCGUUCGGCUCCGCUUCUCGUCUCGCCUCGAUCCUCUUGUGCUCAGACAGGCCGCUCCUCCUCCUGCGGCUGCGUGCCCCCACCGCACUCACCGGGGAAAGCGAGAAAAGGGCGACGAAAAUAUCCUCCUGCCCUCCAUCCAGCGCGGCAGGCGGGGGAGCGGACGCCAUCGCCGCCGCCGCCCGCGGGAUAGAUUAGGCGCGGGUAAUGAGUGGGGGGCGACCGCGACGGGCCGAGGAGCGCGCCGCCGCCGGUGGUGACCCCAGCCGCUGCUGAUUGUACUACUGCCCGUCCUGCCGUCGCGGCCGCGGCGCGUGUGCGGUGGUGGACUGGUGGUAGCUCGCGAGGGGGGACGGUGCUGCCGGCCGCGGGGAUGGAGGAGGAGGCGCCCGCAGAUCCAGCGACGGCGUCGUCCCGCGCCUGCGUCUCCGGCUCCGGCCGCUGCUGAAUCGGACGCUCCAGUUUGGUGUCGCUUGGUCGAGGCGGGCGUGAUUGGUGCGGUUUGGGUAUGGUGGGCGGCGGCGAGGGGGAUCGCGUUGGCGGCAGCGGCGGCGCCGGGGUGGCGGUGGGGGGAGGGCAGCAGUUCGUGGACCGGAGCAAGGUCAGGAUUCUGCUCUGCGACGGCGACGCCACCAGCUCGCGGGAGGUGCUGCGGCUCCUCUGCAACUGCUCGUACCAAGUAACUUGCGCAAAGUCUCCGCGGCAGGUGAUCAAUAUUCUCAACUACGAGGGCAGCGAGAUCGACAUCAUCCUGGCUGAGGUCGAUCUCCCGGUCACAAAGUGCUUCAAGAUGCUCAAGUACAUUGCUAGGAACAAGGACCUGCGCCACAUCCCCAUCAUCAUGAUGUCCAACAGAGAUGAGGUCUCGGUUGUUGUCAAGUGCUUGCGGCUUGGGGCAGCCGAGUACCUGGUGAAGCCAUUGCGCACCAAUGAGCUGCUGAACCUUUGGACCCAUGUGUGGCGGCGGAGACGGAUGCUUGGUUUGCCCGAGAAAAACUUCUUCAAUGACAACUUCGAGUUGGUGCUCUCAGAACCUAGUGAUGCCAAUACAAAUAGCACCACCCUCCUCUCAGAUGAGACAGAUGAUAGGCCAAAAGAAAACAUGAAUCAAGAGACUGGCACCUCAAAUCAACGUGAAUACGAGUCUAAUCCUUCUGCUGCUGAGACCGAACUAAGAGGCAAAACGGAGGGUGUGCCAGGUUCUGUUGUAGAUGCAGAUCAAGCAUCGUCACCAGGAAGAAUGUUUUCACGCCCUAUAAAAACUAAUCUGAGGGUUGGCGAAUCGUCUGCAUUUCUAGCAUAUGUUAAGUCAAGCACCCCAGUCACCAGCUCAUUUGAUAGUGAAUUACAAAGAGGUGGCAGUCGGUUAGAAUCUUUUGAUAACCAGGGUAAUUGCUCUAGCGCAACUGACAGAAGUGACACCGGUACUGAUGUAAAUAUCCGGGAUAAAGAAGCUUAUGAGAUGCCUGUACAGUACCCUAUGGUAUGCUUUUCAUCAUCUAACCUACAUAUGGAGCGAAGCAAUGAUGGCCAAAAUGGUACUUCAGGAACUCCACCUAUGUACCAUUACCCAUUUUAUUAUCCAGGGAUGGUGGAGCACAGCAUAGCACUUUCUUCGGUGCAAAAUUUUCCAGCGAACGUAAACAAUGCUCAAGGACAUACACAACCAACGAUGAUCCCCCAGUACAAUGCUUAUCCCCAAUGCUAUGGUGUACCUAUGAUGCCAUCGUUUCAGUUUAAUCCCGGUGGUAUGAUUAUGCACUCAAAUCAUUUACCGACACAAAAUAUGUGGUCAUCAGGGUCAAGCACACCAGUGCCUGAGGAAACAUGCAGUCGCUCUGAAAGGAGGGCCGCAGCACUUGCUAAAUUUAGGCAGAAAAGGAAAGAGCGCUGUUUUGACAAGAAAGUGAGGUAUGUGAAUCGGAAGAAACUUGCUGAAACAAGGCCAAGGGUACGAGGACAGUUUGUUAGGCAGGCAGGCAAUACCGAUAUUAUCAGCACUGGAGAUGAUAUCUCUGAAGAUGAAGAUGACGAUCCAUCGUCCAGGGAGGUAGAGAUGGUUUCUUCUCCAGAGUAGUGGAAAGAUUUCCCAUGUGAAAAGAUAAGAGUGCAGAUGAUUACUGCUUACUUUGAUACAACUCAGUGGGCCUAGGCAAAUACAUUCUUCUUCUGGGUAAGGCAAUGCACCCUUUCGUUCUCACAGUAUACCCUUUUUGUCCCCAAGAAACAUGUUACAUGUGGCAAUACCACCAUUGUUACUCUGGACAUUUUGGAGAAAUCAUCUUUAUGAAGACAUGAAGUUUAGUUGUAGUUAUGCUAGUUAGUGACACAUACCAGUGUAGAUCAAUAUUAUCCAUUGCAGACUGAUUUCGGCCUUUUGAGGUAGACAGGGCUAUUGUCAUACAUUCUGCAUGUUAUCAGUUGAUUUCCACAUUUUGGGUUUCCUGGUCCAUGUGCAUUUUGGUGAAAUCGCAGUGAUAACGUUUUUCCUUA